GGCCAAUGGCGGAUCAAGUUCUUUUGUUGACGUUUUUCUAGCGAUUCUUAAAAAGCCGAUAAUGCUAUUUAUCUAAUCAACUUUUAAAAAAAUUGUCCCAGUUUGACUGUCCUCUUCGAACAUUUUUUAUUGUCUUAUUGCAAAUUAAGAACUAGUGUGGAUAUCAUUUAGUACUAAUGCAAACCAACAAAAUGAGAGGUCGCCCUCCAAAGGCAAAAUCUACAUGCACUAUGUGCAAUGACUCAAAACAUCCUUUAAAUUAUGUUUUACCUACACAAAAUGGGAAAAAAGAAUUUUGCUCCGUUAACUGCCUUGCUGAAUUUCGAAAGGAAUAUAAUAAGAAUGGAUGUGCAAAUUGUGAUAAUAUAAUUAAAGGCACACCAGUGAAACAAGAAAAUCAAGAUUCAACACCAAAAAACUUUUGUUCAGCUGCUUGUUUAAAUAAACAUCAAAGAAAAGAACAAACCAAAAAAACUGUAUUUGGGGAUGUUCAAGUGGAACAUCCAUUUUCUACUCAUGGUAAUCCUAUUUUUGAUUGGGAUAGUUAUCUUAAAGAAACAUCAAGUACAGCAGCUCCUGCAUAUUGCUUUAAACAACAUGAAGAAUCUCCUGAAAAUGAAUUUAAACCAGGCAUGAAAUUGGAAGCAGUAGAUCCUCGAAACAUAACAUCAAUGUGCAUUGCAACUGUAAUAGGUGUUGUUGGCCCUAGAAUACGCCUUCGUUUAGAUGGUGGAGAUAAUAAAAAUGACUUUUGGCGAUUAGUUGACUCUUCAGAAUUAAAACCUGUUGGGUAUACAGAAAAAAAAGGUGGCAUGUUACAACCUCCACUGGGUUUUCGUAUGAAUGGUUCACUAUUUCCAAUGUUUCUUGUGAAAACCCUCAACGGAGCUUUUUAUUCUCCUGAUACUGCUUUUAAAUCUGAACCAGAUACUCCUACAGAUAAUUUAUUUAAAGUUGGUCAAAAAAUUGAAGCAGUUGAUAAAAAAAAUCCACAUCUAAUUUGUGUAGCAACUAUUGGUGAUGUUAACAAAAACAAUAUAUUUGUUACAUUUGAUGGAUGGAGAGGAGCCUUUGACUAUUGGUGUUCAUAUGACUCUAGAGAUAUAUUUCCUGUAGGUUGGUGUGUAAAAAGUGGUCAUCCACUUCAACCUCCUGGUCAUAAAGCUGUUCCAGGAUCUCGUUAUUCAGGAGGUAGACCAAAUGGUGCACAAGCUUCUACAAACCUUAAACAAAAUUUAAACGAUUCCUUAAAUUUAACACCAGAUAGUGCUAGUGAUCUUGAAACUGGUAUUCAAGAAUCAUGUUCAGUUUUUAUUAACCAUGAGUGUAAAUGUGGUCCUUUUAUGGAUUCAUCAAAAUUAUUUGAGCUUCCUAAACAAUUAGGACCAGGAUUAGUACAAAAAGUUCUAAAAGAUACUAUUCAGCAUUUAGUAAAUACUGCACAUGAUAUACAAUCAGUAACUACAUUGAUGAAAAAACAAGGUGAUAGCACUUGCACAAUAACAGCUACAUAUGAAGGUAAAUCUAGAGUUUUUAAACUUCCAAAAAUUGAAAAAACUGAUGAAUUUUGGGAUUAUAUCAGAACUCUUUUAGAGGACUUGUCAUGUUGUAAAAAUCUGUUAAGUCCUGCAUUAAAUGUUUGUUCAGAGUGCAAACAAGAAAAGAAUGUCAGCAUAGUAAAUGAUAAUAAAAAUAUAAAAAGACAUGGUUCACCUGAAAGUUCAACCCCUGAUGAAGUGACAUUAGUAACAAAAAUGGCUCGUACAUCUGAACCUGAAAUGGAAGCUGCAUCUUCAACUACCCCAACUGAAGGACCAUCAAGAUUACCUGUAGACCCUGCAGAAUGGUCUGUGGAAGAUGUUAUUCAACAUAUUAACUGUGUAGACAUACAAUUAAAUACAUUUGCUGAUCUUUUUAGGAAACACGAAAUUGAUGGAAAAGCUUUACUGUUAUUGAAUUCAGAUACAAUGAUGAAAUAUAUGGGACUUAGAUUGGGACCAGCUUUAAAACUUCAAAAUUUAAUUAACAGAUUAAGACCAAGAAGGAGAUAAAAGUGAAACAUUUGGUUCUUCUGAAUAAGCUUAUUGUUCGUUUGUUAACAGUGAUUGUUAGUUAUUGAUAAUUUAGUUUUUUUCAAACUGUAUAUUGUAGCAUAACUUAUUAUUAUUCAUUGGUGCUUAGGCAAUAUUUGU
Molecule: messenger RNA, 2192 nt
Organism: Sipha flava (yellow sugarcane aphid)
Lineage: Eukaryota; Metazoa; Arthropoda; Insecta; Hemiptera; Aphididae
Gene: Scm
Product: polycomb protein Scm
Exons: 14
Coding region: 177-2051 (624 amino acids)
Biological process (GO): regulation of DNA-templated transcription
Cellular component (GO): nucleus
Molecular function (GO): protein binding
Source: RefSeq, a predicted model, not a curated record